Hippocampus zosterae (dwarf seahorse) is the source of this 468-nucleotide messenger RNA. It is a transcript of the gene mt2, whose product is annotated as metallothionein 2. The record is from RefSeq and is a predicted model, not a curated record. Bases 140 to 328 code for a protein of 62 amino acids. Lineage: Eukaryota; Metazoa; Chordata; Actinopteri; Syngnathiformes; Syngnathidae. The transcript is spliced from 3 exons. Gene Ontology annotation, molecular function: metal ion binding.
AAACAUUUGCACACGGCCCGGCCGCUCACUGGAAUCCUAUAAAAUAGCAGCUUCGUCGUUCCUUCCCACAACAACUACUCAGACGAGCACCUGCCAGAUUCUCUUCAAGGACACUAAACGCAACCGACCAGCAUUCAGCAUGGACCCUUGCGACUGCUCCAAGACUGGAACCUGCAAAUGCGCUGGAUCCUGUGCUUGCACCAAGUGCUCUUGCACCAACUGCUCUUGCACCACUUGCAAGAAGAGCUGCUGCCCGUCCGGAUGCACCAAAUGUGCGUCAGGCUGCGUGUGCAAAGAGAAGACGUGUGACACAAGCUGCUGUCAGUGAGGCGCUUCUGACAUAAUCGGUCCUUUGAUCGAGGGAUGGAACCUUCAUUUGAUUAACUUAAUUGUACCUGCAAUGUCUAUUCAGUAAUGUAUUUUGUAUAUGGCGUUCAUUAAUAAAAUACAUGUUUUCUUUAAUAUGAA